Messenger RNA from Spinacia oleracea (spinach), 1359 nucleotides. RefSeq lists its product as uncharacterized. The record is from RefSeq and is a predicted model, not a curated record. Bases 202 to 1146 code for a protein of 314 amino acids. Gene Ontology annotation, molecular function: catalytic activity. Lineage: Eukaryota; Viridiplantae; Streptophyta; Magnoliopsida; Caryophyllales; Amaranthaceae. The transcript has 4 exons.
UAUUCUCCCUAACAAGUUAGCAACCCACAAGUUGUCCACCAAACCCAUCUUCCUCUCCCUAAUGUUGUUGAGUUUUAUAACUAACAAUUACUCCGUAUACUACUACAUAACAAUUAACAACUAACCACUCACCACUUUAUAAAUUAUAACCACAACAUUCUCCCAUUAAUCACAAAAUAAUUCUCUAAAAACAAAAUAAAAAUGGUGAACCUCGUGGAAGCUCAAAAGCCCCUCCUCCACGGCCUUAUGAAAAUGGCCGGAAUCCGCCCAACAACGGUGGAGCUUGAACCCGCGGGUACGUCCAUGUCUUUCUGGGUACCCGCAGAAUCACUCCCAAAACCCAACAAAAAACCCAGUAAGAAGCCCGAAAGGCCCAAACCCGUGGUAGUCCUAAUCCAUGGGUUCGCCGCCGAGGGGCUAGUGACGUGGCAAUUCCAAGUAGGAGCACUCACUAAAAAAUACUCAGUCUACGUGCCGGACCUCCUCUUUUUCGGGAAAUCCUGCACCGGUGCCACCGACAGGUCUCCGACGUUUCAGGCGGAGUGUUUGGCGGCGGCGCUGUCGAAGCUGGGUAUCACCAGGUGUACACUGGUGGGGUUCAGUUAUGGCGGGAUGGUGGCGUUUAAGCUGGCGGAGAUGCGGCCGGACUUGGUGGAGGCGGUGGUGGUUUCGGGGUCGAUAUUGGCAAUGACGGAGUCGAUCAGUGUGGCGGAGUUGAAUAGGAUGGGGUUUAAGUCUUCGUCGGAGUUGUUGUUGCCGACGUCGGUAAAAGGUUUGAAGAGUUUGCUUAAGAUUGCUACUCAUAAGAAGUUGUGGUUUCCUGAUUGCUUGCACAAAGAUUACCUUGAGGUGAUGUUUACCAAUAGAAAGGAGAGAAGUGAACUCCUUGAAGGUUUAGUCAUUGCCAACCAAAACCCUGAUAUUCCUAAUUUUCCACAGAAAAUCCAUCUGUUAUGGGGAGAAAGUGAUCAAAUUUUCACGAUUGACAUUGCGCAGCAAAUGAAAGAGAAACUAGGAGAAAAGGCUUCAUAUGAAGGCAUAAAGAAAGCAGGUCAUCUGGUUCACCUCGAAAGGCCCUGCGCUUACAACAGAUGUCUGAAACGCUUCUUGGCUUCCGUAUACCCUGAUGUACCUGAUCAAAAGUAAUCAUUUUCUUCGUCCAAAUUUACCUGUCGUCAAAUUACACUUUCAACGUGACAAGUAAUUACAAAAGGAGAUUCAAUUUGUAGAAAUAGAUGUGUGGUUAGAUUACAAGGAAUGGAAUUCCAUAUUUGAAUUGUUUUUCAGAAUCUGAAUAAAUUAUGUGUAUUGUUUGUUCAACAACAGUUGAGAAAUGAAUGAAAUGAAAUGAACAAGUAA